This is a messenger RNA of Paramacrobiotus metropolitanus, 1008 nucleotides long. RefSeq names its product myosin regulatory light chain 12A-like. The transcript has 6 exons. Lineage: Eukaryota; Metazoa; Tardigrada; Eutardigrada; Parachela; Macrobiotidae. Gene Ontology annotation, molecular function: calcium ion binding; myosin heavy chain binding. The record is from RefSeq and is a predicted model, not a curated record. Gene Ontology annotation, cellular component: myosin II complex; cytoplasm. The coding region runs from base 222 to 743 and encodes 173 amino acids.
GUAUGUCCCAGCUGUAAGUGUGUGCAUGUGAAGGCGAACGAAGCUGGUUUUUCGCUGAUCUUACACGGCCAGUCGGGGGAGCACAUCAGUCGUAAGAUCCGUCGUCUGUUGUUUCGUCGUCUCGGGGUUUGCCUUGGUUAUUCCAUCCGCUUCGCUGCACACUCCGCGCUUGCUGGCUGUGUCGCCGUUCUUCCUGAUCGCCCUAUCCACAUUCUGACAAAAUGACUGGAGAAAAGACAAAGAAACGCGCCCAGCGCGCCACCAGCAAUGUCUUCGCUAUGUUCGAGCAGUCUCAGAUCCAGGAAUUCAAAGAGGCGUUCACGAUGAUGGACCAGAACCGUGAUGGCUUCGUUGACAAGGAGGAUCUUAAGGACACCUUUGCCUCGUUGGGCCGUGCUCCCCCCGACAAGGAACUGGACGAGAUGCUGAGCGAAGCCUCUGGCCCCAUCAACUUCACCAUGUUCAUUACCCUCUUCGGCGACAAAGUAGCAGGUGUCGACCCGGAAGCCACCAUCACAAACGCCUUCAAACUGUUUGACAAGCAAGGAACCGGCAAACUCGACGAACAGUAUUUACGAGACUUGCUGAGCGGUGUGGGCGACAAGCUAUCGGCGGAUGAAAUCAACCAGGCCUUCAAGGGCGCUCCGCUUCACAAGGGAGAAUUGGACUAUGUUGCCUUCGCCAAGCUGAUGACCCGAGGACCCGAAGACGAGGCGGCGGCUGCGGCAGCCAAGAAGAAGUGAACACCCACAGCCACAUCAUCUUUUUGGACAGAACUUAUUUAUAGCCUGUUUGGAGCUGGAUGUGUCUUCCGAUCUGCCAGUGCUUAUACUGAUACCAAAAGUUUACUUUGACUACCAACGGAUCACGAAAAUGUGUUCGACUAUAACGUUCAGUUUAUUUUACUGUUUUGUUGUUCACUACUCGGUCCCGCAUAUUAAUGUAACAUGAUCUUGUGCUUAAAAUCCUUGUUUUGGGUUGACCGCAUAAAUCAGUGACAUACAAAAA